CCAAAGUUCAAAAUGCCGGAAUUUGAAAAGUAUGAUGGAAAAACUUGUCCUGUUGCUCACUUGACCAUGUUUUGUCGAAGAAUGACAGGAUUCGUGAAGGAUGAUGGGCUAUUAAUUCACUGUUUUCAGGCCAGCUUGACAGGGUCAGCUGUCAGAUGGUAUAACCAAUUAACCCGAGCUAAAAUAGGGUCUUGGAAGGAUUUGGCCAAUGCGUUUAAAGAACAAUAUCAACACGUUACCGAUAUGAUGCCUGAUCGUGUUACUCUCCAAAAUAUGGAGAUGAAGCAUAAUGAGACCUUCCGACAAUACGCUCAGCGCUGGAGGGAUAUUGCUGCUCAAGUGCACCCACCGCUUAUUGAGAGGGAGUUUAUAACCAUGUUUAUAGAUACGUUAAAAUCUCCUUAUAUUGAUCAUAUGUUAGGAGUGGCAACUAAGAGCUUCUCUGAUAUCGUGAUGUGUGGAGAGAUGAUUGAGAGAGCAUUAAAGAAGGGGCAGAUUGUCGGUAGCCAAACUCCUGCAAAGAAACCCUAUGUGAAAAGGAAAGAAUUUUUAAAGUUUCUGAAACACAGCGAGUAUAAUAUUGUGGAACAGCUUCAUAAGACCCCAGCGCGGAUUUCAAUGUUAUCUCUAUUGUUGCAUUCGGAAGUACAUCGAAAUACUCUGAUCAAAGUGCUGAAUGAAACUUUUGUAGGGAAGGAUAUACCAGUGGAACGUGUGGACAGGAUGGUAAAUCAUAUUAAUGCAGACAAUUUUAUUUAUUUUUAUGAUGACGAAAUACCUGAAGAAGGAAAAGGCAGGGGCAAGGCUUUACACAUUACGGCUCAUUGCAAAGGAGUCAUCGUCUCAGGGGUGUUAAUUGACAACGGAUCGGCCUUGAAUGUUAUGCCAUUCGCCACUCUAAAUAGACUUCCUGUGGAUGUAUCACAAAUGAGGGUUUGUAGCAAUGCUGUAAGGGCAUUUGAUGGGACAGAACGCAAGAUAAUGGGGAAGAUGAUUAUCCCUCUCAGAAUUGGCCCUACAACAUUUGAAGUAGAUUUUGUUGUCAUGGAUAUCCAUCCGAGUUAUAGUUGCUUGUUGGGGAGACCCUGGAUUCACAUGGCUGGGGCAGUUCCUUCCUCCCUUCACCAAAAGCUCCGAUUCAUUGUUGAUGGGACUCUAGUGACCAUCAAAGCGGAAGAAGACGAAUGUGAGCUAAACUCUGAGCUUGUUAGAAUGAUGGAGCAAGAAGAUAGACAAAUAUUGCCCCACAAAGAGACAACUGAAACAAUAAAUUUGGGAACAGAAGAGGAUAUAAAGGAAGUUAAAAUUGGCACUUCACUCUCACCAAAAGUAAGAGAUGGUCUUAUAAGCCUUCUUCGGGAAUAUAGGGAUGUGUUUGCUUGGUCUUAUCAAGAUAUGCCGGGGUUGGAGACUGACAUUGUGAUGCACAAGCUACCAAUAAAACCGGAAUGCAAGCCUGUUCAGCAAAAACUUCGAAGAAUGAGACCAGAUAUGCUAUUAAAAAUCAAGGAAGAAGUGAAGAAACAAUUCGAUGCUGGAUUUUUACAAGUGGCCAAGUACCCUGAAUGGGUAGCAAACAUAGUGCCAGUUCCAAAGAAAGAUGGCAAAGUUCGGAUGUGUGUUGACUACCGAGAUCUCAAUCGAGCGAGCCCCAAAGAUAAUUUUCCACUCCCACAUAUCGAUACUUUGGUUGACAAUACGGCUGGUCAUGCUCUUUUCUCUUUCAUGGAUGGUUUCUCAGGUUACAAUCAAAUUAAGAUGGACCCAGAAGACAUGGAAAAGACAACUUUUGUGACAAUGUGGGGUACGUUUUGCUACAAGGUGAUGCCCUUUGGACUUAAGAACGCCGGGGCAACAUAUCAAAGAGCCAUGGUUACGUUGUUCCACGAUAUGAUGCACAGAGAUAUAGAAGUGUACGUGGAUGAUAUGAUUGCCAAAUCACAAACUGGAGAAGAACAUGUAAAAGUCUUAAGGAAACUAUUUUUAAGAUUAAGAAAAUACCAGCUCAAGCUUAACCCAACCAAGUGCACAUUUGGAGCUACUUCAGGGAAGUUAUUGGGAUUUGUAGUCAGUGAGAAUGGGAUAGAAAUAGAUCCUGAUAAAGUCAAAGCAAUUUUGGAAUUACCUCCCCCUAUGACGCAAAAGGAAGUACGAGGUUUUCUGGGAAGGUUAAAUUAUAUUGCCAGAUUCAUCUCUCAGUUGACCGAGAAAUGUGAUCCAAUAUUCCGAUUACUGAGAAAGCAAAAUCCAGGAGAAUGGGAUGAUAGUUGCCAAGAAUGCUUCGAUAGAAUUAAGAGUUACUUAAUUACUGCUCCUGUCUUGAUGCCACCAAUCCCAAACAAACCAUUGAUUUUAUAUUUGACUGUCUUUGAGAAGUCAAUGGGAUGUGUGUUGGCCCAACAUGACGAAACUGGAAGAAGAGAACGAGCUAUUUACUAUCUCAGUAAGAAAUUCACUGACUGUGAGACUCGAUAUUCCUCUAUCGAAAAGCUGUGUUGUGCUUUAGUAUGGACUACUAAGAGGCUGAGACAGUAUUUGUUGUAUCAUACUACCUGGUUGAUAUCAAGACUGGAUCCAUUAAAGUACCUGAUGGAAUCAACGGCUCUAACUGGAAGGAUGGCGAGAUGGCAAAUGUUGUUGUCCGAAUUUGAUAUAGUCUACAUGAACCAGAAAUCAGUUAAAGGGAGUGCUAUUGCAGAUUUCCUGGCAAGCAGAGCAUUAGAAGACUAUGAGCCAGUAAAAUUUGAUUUUCCGAACGAGGACUUGAUGAGUAUAUUUGUUACUGAAGAGGAUACUCCGAAAAAUGAAGCAUGGAAAAUGAACUUCGAUGGCGCUUCUAAUGCUGUGGGACAUGGAAUUGGGGCAAUACUAGUUUCACCUGAGGGAGAUCAUUAUCCUUGUACUAGUAGGCUUGCCUUUGAAUGCACUAACAAUAUGGCGGAAUAUGAAGCAUGUAUCUUAGGUAUUCAAGCUGCAAUUGAGCGCAAAGUUAAAAGCCUAGAAGUAUUCGGCGAUUCUGCUCUGGUUAUUUAUCAGCUUCGCGGGGAAUGGAUGACUCGAGACUCCAAGUUGAUAGAAUACAAGAACUUAGUGAUGGAGUUGAUCAAAGAGUUUGAAGAAAUUUCUUUUGCAUAUCUUCCUCGUGAAGAAAAUCAAAUGGCAGAUGCCUUGGCUACGUUGGCAGCUAUGUUUAAGGCCGAUGAUCAAUCUCGAAUGAUGCCUAUUCGGAUGAGUAUAAGAGAAAUGCCAGCUCAUUGUUGCAACAUAGAGGAAGAAGAAGAUGAUAAUCUCCCAUGGUAUUAUGAUAUUCUCCAAUACGUAAAGUAUCGGGCUUACCCGGCAGAGGCAGCGGAGAAUGAUAAACGGACCUUAAGAAGAUUAGCAAUGGGGUAUGUCCUUGAUGGAGAUAUAUUGUAUAAAAAGGGCAAGGAUCAGGUGCUUUUGAGAUGUGUGGAUAGAAUCGAGGCCAAGAAAAUACUUGAGGAAGUCCAUGAAGGAGUUUGUGGAACACAUGCUAAUGGAUUCACAAUGGUUAGAAAAAUCAUGAGGUUUGGGUACUAUUGGUCCACUAUGGAAGGAGAUUGUAUCAGAUUUGCUCGAAGAUGUCAUAAAUGCCAGAUUCAUGAUAACCAAAUACAUGUUCCUCCUUCACCACUCCAUGUAAUGAACGCACCUUGGCCGUUUUCAAUGUGGGGCAUCGAUGUCAUUGGGGCAAUUUCACCGAAGGCCUCAAAUGGACAUCGUUUUAUCUUAGUGGCUAUAGAUUACUUCACCAAAUGGGUUGAAGCUGCCUCUUAUGCUAAUGUCACAAAAGGAGCAGUGUGCAGAUUUCUAAAAAGAGAAAUCAUUUGUAGAUAUGGAACACCUGAAAGGAUCAUCACAGAUAAUGCAUUGAAUUUGAACAACGAUUUAAUGAAGGAAGUUUGCACAAAGUUAAAGAUCAAACAUCACAAUUCGGCUCCUUAUCGCCCAAAAAUGAAUGGGGCAGUAGAGGCAGCGAAUAAAAACAUCAAGAAGAUCAUCACAAAAGCAACUGAAACAAAUAGAGACUGGCAUGAAAAAUUACCUUUUGCGUUGCUUGCUUAUCGCACGUCCGUUCGUACAUCUACUGGGGCAACACCAUUCUCUUUGGUAUAUGGGAUGGAAGCAGUUUUACCUGUCGAGGUGGAAAUACCUUCUUUGAGAGUAUUGAUGGAGUUGAAACUGGACGAGGCUGAUUGGGUACAAAGUAGGUUUGAUCAAUUAAAUUUGAUUGAGGAGAAAAGGCUGAGAGCUAUCUGCCAUGGCCAAAUGUACCAGAGAAGGAUGAUACGAGCAUAUGACAAGAAAGUCAGACCUCGAGAAUUUCGUGAAGGCGAUUUGGUACUAAAAAAGAUCUUACCUAUGCAAAAAGACUUUCGAGGGAAGUGGAUGCCGAACUGGGAAGGUCCCUAUGUUGUAAAAAAGGCAUUCUCAGGAGGAGCUUUGGUGUUAACAGAAAUGGAUGGGGAAGAUUUGCCUAAUCCCGUGAAUUCAGAUUCGGUCAAACGA
Molecule: messenger RNA, 4530 nt
Organism: Hibiscus syriacus
Lineage: Eukaryota; Viridiplantae; Streptophyta; Magnoliopsida; Malvales; Malvaceae
Exons: 3
Biological process (GO): DNA integration
Molecular function (GO): RNA-DNA hybrid ribonuclease activity; nucleic acid binding
Source: RefSeq, a predicted model, not a curated record